Gadus morhua (Atlantic cod) is the source of this 5272-nucleotide messenger RNA. Its product is annotated as histamine H3 receptor. Gene Ontology annotation, molecular function: histamine receptor activity; G protein-coupled acetylcholine receptor activity; G protein-coupled serotonin receptor activity. Gene Ontology annotation, cellular component: synapse; plasma membrane; dendrite. The transcript is spliced from 3 exons. Bases 1735 to 3009 code for a protein of 424 amino acids. Gene Ontology annotation, biological process: chemical synaptic transmission; adenylate cyclase-inhibiting G protein-coupled acetylcholine receptor signaling pathway; G protein-coupled receptor signaling pathway, coupled to cyclic nucleotide second messenger. The record is from RefSeq and is a predicted model, not a curated record. Lineage: Eukaryota; Metazoa; Chordata; Actinopteri; Gadiformes; Gadidae.
GUGUGUGUGUGUGUGUGUGUGUGUGUGUGUGUGUGUGUGUGUGUGCACGUGCGUCUCCCGCUCCUCUGAGAGCAUUUUGUCAUCCCUAUUUUCCGCUGGGUCUCUCUCCCACUACACCACAUACUCGGCCCUCUUCCCGUUCCUGGAUCUCUCCGUUGUUCCUCCCUUGGUCCUACUGGCCAUCUGUCCUCAUCUCGGAUAUUCCACCCGCCCUACCCCGCCUGUUGCUCAGCAUGCCGAUCAUGUCAUAAUUAACAUUUUGUUAUUAUUCCUACAAUAACAUCCUCAAACGUUUGACUGUACAGGUCAUUACCCAGGUCAUUACACCGAUGAAUUGGUCAUUAAGUGUUCGAUUGAAUGAUUGGGUGGUUAUAUAAAAAAAUAAAAAUAAGUGAUUUGCUCGCUCAAUUUACCGAGUUAUAGUGUAGGCUAUUAAUUGGUCGAUUCGUUGAGUGAUUUGACAGCAUCGUAGGGUGUUGCAGGAAUCAAAUCUAAUUUUCGAACCAUUGAGAAUAACGACAAUGAUAAUUUGAUCAAACGGCGCUGUCAGUGACAGGUUGUCAUAACACCCUUCCUCUUCAAGUGUCCAUGCAGUCUUCCCAAAACCUCGACUGAUGAAUAUGUGUUCGGCACGAGAGAUCAGAAUUAAGCCCUGUGCUAUAUAGGCACAGUCCUUUGAAGCCUGUAACAAUACAAUACGUAAUUGCUUAUUUGUCUUCUUAUGGUUGCGACCUUGUCUCUACACUGUGAACGACACUAACCCUAAGACUCUCAGACCACCGCAGGGGGGAAGUCUGCCCUGACAUCAAAACUCGGUCCAAGGUCAAAGCCCCUGUUUGGGCAGCAGCUCAUCUCGCCAUAUAUCACGGCUGUAAAACUUAUAUAAAAAACAGCAUUAUUCAAUCGAAUAUGGUAAAUGAUGAGUUGGAAUGCUUUGAAGGGGCUCAACGUUAAUCGAUAUUGUUUGGCAUUUGAGUAUGUUCCAAUAUGUAGGCCAAUAGAUAGAUAUUUGAUAACAAUUGGUCGUUUAUUGCUUAUUUCAGAGCUCUUCACUAAUGGUCGUCUAUGAGUUUCAGCAGCUCUUGAUUCAAGGGUUCGUUACAGAUGGGAGCGAGUCUGUUAAUUUAUUGGACAAUAGAACCAAUAGUAGCCGCCCCCUGUAUCUUUUCAUGGAGAACCCGUUUGAAACAAAGGGUGGACAAGGGUUGGAUGUUUAAUGUAUUCAACCUUCUCAAAGUGUUUCUACAAAUUGAAAAAAAGCUGUCCUCUGAAUCACAUCACUGAAUCAGCAUCAGAAUUGAUCGUAAUCACUUAAUAGUUUCUAACGAGCAUAGCGGGCAGAAGACGUCAAUGCAAUUCACUGGAGGCUUCCAUCUCAGUUCCAAUACUUCCAAAAGGUCCAUAGUUGGUCUGAGAGACAGAAGUACAGCAGGCAGAUUUAUUUUGCUUUGUGCCAAUGUGCAGCUGAUGCGCUCAGCCUGGCGGUGUAGGCUACUGCAGACAAAGAACCGCGACCACAUGGGAUACACUAAAUCACCUUCUUCACGGAUCAAAAGGAACAUGGGCUAAAUGGAGAAAGUAACAUCGAUUGUUCUUAUAUCUACAUUUGUGGAUGUCCCGCUCCCUGCGCAUUGUUACCCGGAACACAAAGUCGGAGCAUCAAACCGGAUCGCUAAACAGAUGUUGUUUGGGUUAAUUUGGCGUGUCUACAAUGCAUCGUAAAUCAGAAUAACAAUGGGAGCCUAUCUGACGGAGUCCAACUCGAGCGGGAACUUUAGCAGCAGGGACACUGAGAACGGGAGCGUCCUCCUACCUCCUACGCUGGUGGGGAUCUUCUCGGUUCUGAUGGUAACUCUGGUGAUCGUUAUCGUAGCUGGUAACGCACUGGUAAUCAUGGCUUUUGUUGUGGAUAAGACCCUAAGAACUCAAAGCAACUACUUCUUCCUCAACCUUGCUAUCUCGGAUUUCCUUGUGGGUACCUUCUGCAUCCCGGUCUACAUUCCAUACAACCUGACAGGUCGCUGGAUGCUGGGCCGAGGUCUCUGCAAGGUGUGGCUGCUCAUGGACUACCUGCUCUGCACGGCGUCCGUCUUCAACAUCGUCCUAAUCAGCUACGACCGGUUUCUCUCCGUCACCAGAGCGGUUAGGUACCGGGCACAGAGAAACAUGACACGGCAAGCCGUGACCAAGAUGGUGGCCGUGUGGCUCCUAGCCUUCCUCCUCUACGGCCCCGCCAUCCUCUUCUGGGAGUCGUUCAGGGGCCACAGCAUCGUCCCCGCCAACCAGUGCUUUGCCGAGUUCUACUUCACGUGGUACUUCCUCCUGAGCGCUUCCACCUUCGAGUUCUUUGCGCCCUUUGUGUCGGUGGCCUUCUUCAACCUCUGCAUUUACCUGAACAUUCGCCACAGGAACAAGAGCAUGUCGGCCUGCACGGAGGACUCCUCCGCCUCGGCCACCGUGCAGCAGGACCUCCGCCCGCCCAGAGGGAACGGCGCCGCCUUGUCCGUGUUUUUCGUCAAGACGCGCAAAGUGUCGUCCAGCGAGCCCGCCGCAAUUUCCGCGGUCAUCGAAGACGAAGAAUUCGGCCGGCCGUCGAGCUGCGGCCCCGGCGCCACCCUGACCUUCAUCCACAGGAACCGGCCGUCUCCCCGCAGGAGCGGCGCCGUCGUCUUCGAAACCCGGUCGCCGUGCAAUGCGCCCGGCCGCAGGACUCAAGGCUCUCGUCUUACUCGGGACAAGAAAAUUGCCAAAUCGCUGGCCAUAAUCGUGUGUAUCUUUGGCGUCUGCUGGGCGCCCUACACUCUACUGAUGAUCAUCCGCGCUGCCUGCAGUGGCGCGUGCGUCGAGCACUACUGGUACGAGAUGACCUUCUGGCUCCUUUGGUUGAAUUCUGCCAUCAACCCCUUCCUGUACCCUCUCUGCCACAGCAGCUUCCGCAGGGCCUUCUCCAAAAUCCUCUGUCCUAAAGGGCAGUCGGUCCAACCUCAGAUUGAGAUACAGUCCUGCUAGCGAGCCGCUCCGACUGUUCUUCCAUUAAGGGUUGCCCACUUUCAAGCUAUGGACCCCAUUCAGGUGGACGUCUACAUCUGAAAGGAAGUCAACUUAAACGGAACAAAGGACGGCGCAGACAGCAACACAACGGAGGCUGAAGAGCGUUGAAGGAAAUGAGAGGCAAUGACAAUUUGAGUUCCAUAACCGCUGAAGGUCAUGAGAUAUACCUUGUAUUCUGAGACAGGAUCCCAUUAACAAACACAUUUGCAGUUUUUGGGAUUAAGGUAAGAAACAUGGCCAGAAAUUGUAUUGCAUUAUUUUAUGUAUUUAUAUAAUUUAUAACUCAAUAGGAUUUCAAGUGAAACCUCAAUAUUUCAAACCUUAUAAUAAUUUCCAAAAUCAUAUAAAUAUAUAUCAUAUAGAUGCAAUCACUACCGUGUGAGGAGAUACAUUUUUAACUAUGAGUAGUCCUGCAGCAACAGAGCUUCAAGAUCAAAUUAUGUAGAUGUGAUGCCUAACUAAGACCAAGAGUCAGUGUUCUGAUAUAGAUCAUUCAACAAAAAAUCAUGUCUUUCAAUGUGAUCUUGAAGAGUGGGUGGGUAUGUUGACUAAAAGUAAGUGCUGUAAUCGAAGCAGAACUCACUCUCUGUGUGUCCAUGUUCAGGAAAUGGAAGAUAAUUUCAAAAGCCGAGAGGGAUAUCAAAGUGCUUAGAAUCGGUAGUCAGAUUUCAACCAAUUUUUAUUGGGCCAUAAAAAACGCCACCCGUCAGACUUUAUAUCCAGGCGUUGAAGCGUUUUCAUAUGGAGGUGUGAUUUUUUUUUUACCCAGUUUAUAAAGAGUAAUACAUUCUUAAUCCGGGUUCAAGGUGUACUUCUGUGAAAGAGCCAUAGUGAGUAUUUCACUCCUUGCCUUCAGUGAGUUAGGUAAGUAGAGUAGAAUAUCAUGGAUUUAAUAGAGAUCUGGGACAUGAACUGCAAGGAACAGUUGGCAAAGAGACGUAGAUCCUUAUUAUCAGACUAAUCCAAGGCAAUCUGUACCGAUGUCUAACAGCUGUCCGAACCUUUCUGGGCCUUAGGGUGAGUCACUAACCCUAACUCUAAGCCUAACCUUUCUGGGCCUUAGGGAUAGUCACUAACCCUAACCACUAGACACUAGUCACUAACCCUAACCCUAACCUUUUUGGGGCUUAGAAACAGCACAACCCCAACCACAAAGGCAAACCAAAUUAAAGUUGCUCGCAAUAUUUUUCAUACAGGCCGAUUAAAAUCACGCAAUUCUUUUUUUUUUUUUUUAAUUAGCAAGAAUAAUACAUUUAUAAAAUAAUAAAUAUUAAUAAUUAUACAGGAAAAACAAUGUGUCACAGUUUCUUUAACCUACGUCGGGAAUAGGGCACACCUAUCCAAGGCACAUUGGUUGGGACAAAUCAUAUUAUGUAAGAUAUAGACAACUUUACUAGCAUACUACUAUAUUUGUUUUGAAAUUACAAGGACGAUAAACAUUGAGGUUAAAAGAUAAAACAAGCACUCACACUCUUUUUUUAAAUGGGUUAGGGUUAGCCCGCUAACCGAACAUUUCAAAGGCAGCCCAACAUGCUGCCUUUGAUAUGAUAUUGGCAAGCAAUUGCUAAAUAGCUGUGCGAGGAGGACAGUCCUUUAUUUUCUGAUGUACCAAAAAGUAAAAUAAUUACAAUUAGAGCAUUUGGCAGAUGUUUUUUUUCCAACCGACUUUUAUUUAACCGACUUACAUCGGUUAAUACACACAUUGACACACCGACAGCAGAGUCAACCAUGCAAGGCGACAGCCAGCUCGUCAGGAGCAGUUUGGGUUAAGAGUCUUGCUCACGGACACAUCAAAACUAAGCUAGGAGGAGCUGGGGAUCGAACUAGCAACCUUUCUGUACAAGGCAACUACUCUACCUCCUGAGCUAAGCCGACCCCUAAUAUGUUCUUGAAAUCUAAGGAUUAUAAGGUAAAAGAAAAAGAUGGAUAAAUUAGAUAUCACAACAAAUGCCUUUAUCCUGUUGCAAAGACCACAGCAGAUCUCACAGCAGCUACCCAAGAAAUUGGAUUAAACAUCACAAAUUACAGCAUUUUGCAAAAUUAAAAAAAGACUCCCAGCGCAGAAAGAGUAUACGUGUCUUCCGCUGUGAUUUAAAAUGACAAAUUAUAUGUGAGAGGAAGGGCCUGGGACUGGCAGUGCCUUUAAACCCUGUGAUUGGGUGGAAUAUUCUGUCUGCGUGACAUGGAUUCAAUGUGAAUAAAUUGGAUGGUGGGAGUGAUA